Torulaspora delbrueckii is the source of this 363-nucleotide messenger RNA. RefSeq names its product F1F0 ATP synthase subunit g (gene ATP20). Gene Ontology annotation, molecular function: proton transmembrane transporter activity. Gene Ontology annotation, biological process: proton motive force-driven ATP synthesis. The coding region runs from base 1 to 363 and encodes 120 amino acids. The record is from RefSeq and is a predicted model, not a curated record. Lineage: Eukaryota; Fungi; Ascomycota; Saccharomycetes; Saccharomycetales; Saccharomycetaceae. The transcript has a single exon.
AUGUUGGGCAGAAUUCAGGCAUUUACCACCGGUUUAGUCUCUAAAACCACCUCUUUUGCAACCAAGACCAUUUACUACGGUAAAGUCGGUGCCGAACUAUCAAAGCAAGUCUACUUGAAAGAGGGUUUGCAACCACCAUCUAUUGCAGAUUUCAAGAAAGUGUACUCUCAGCUAUAUAAGAAAUCCUUGCACUAUGCUGUGAAGCCAAAGGAAGUUGUGGAAAUUGUCAAGACUUUAUCCAAAAAUGACGCUUUGAGAUAUGGUGCUUUCGCUGUUCAAAUCGUUGGUUUCUACUCUAUUGGUGAAGUUAUUGGUAGAAGACACCUUGUCGGUUACAAGAACUACCAGCCUAGCCACCAUUAG